AUGGCAUCCAUUCCCAGUACCAUGAAGGGUGUCAUCAUCAACAAGACAGGAGGAACUGAAGUCCUCGAAUACAAAACCGACCUUCCCGUGCCUCAACUGAAAGAAGGUCAAAUUCUUGUGAAGAAUGACUAUAUCGGCAUCAACUUCAUCGACACCUACUUCCGCUCCGGCCUCUACCCUGCCCCCUCAUUCCCCUACACCCUCGGCCGCGAAGCCUCGGGCACCAUAAUCUCCACCUCCACCUCCGGAAACCUCUACGACCUCUCCUCAGGCGACAAAACCGUCUAUCUCGCCGAAGGCGCCUACGCCGAAUACACCGCAGUCCCAGCCUCCAAAGCCGUAAAAAUUCCCUCGGAAAUGUCCCCUCAAAUCGGCGCAGCAGCGCUCUUGCAAGGACUGACAGCUUUGACAUUGAUUCGCGAGGCAUAUCCCGUCGCCAAGGGGGAUUGGGUUUUAGUGCAUGCUGCAGCGGGAGGGACAGGGUUGUGGUUGUGUCAGUUACUGAAAGCUGUAGGGGCGAAUGUGAUUGGGACGGCUUCGACGGGGGAGAAGAUGGAAUUGGCGAAGAAGGCUGGAGCGGAGCAUGUCGUGAAAUCGGGGAAUGGAGAGGAAUUGAAGAAGCAAGUGCAAGAGUUGACCAAGGGAGAAGGUGUCAAAGCGGUGUUUGAUGGAGUGGGAAAGGAUACGUUUGAUGUGUCGAUGGAUUGUGUGGCGAGAAAGGGGUCUGUGAUUUCGUUUGGGAAUGCUUCUGGGGCGGUUCCGCCGGUGGUGAUUGCGAGGUUGUCGGCGAAGAAUGUGAGGUUGAUGCGGCCGACGUUGUUUGGGUAUAUUGCGACGAGGGAGGAGUUUGAGUUUUAUGUGAAGGAGUUGUUUGAUUUUGUGUUGAAGGAUCAAUUGGAUGUGAGAAUUCACGGGGUGUAUCCGUUGAGUGAGGUGGCGAGGGCACAGGAGGAUUUGCAAGGGAGGAAGACGACGGGGAAGUUGUUGUUGGAUCCUUCAAAGUAG
This is a messenger RNA of Sphaerulina musiva SO2202, 1005 nucleotides long. RefSeq names its product quinone oxidoreductase. Gene Ontology annotation, cellular component: cytoplasm. Lineage: Eukaryota; Fungi; Ascomycota; Dothideomycetes; Mycosphaerellales; Mycosphaerellaceae. The record is from RefSeq and is a predicted model, not a curated record. The coding region runs from base 1 to 1005 and encodes 334 amino acids. Gene Ontology annotation, molecular function: zinc ion binding; quinone reductase (NADPH) activity. Gene Ontology annotation, biological process: cellular response to oxidative stress. The transcript has 2 exons.